Molecule: messenger RNA, 1689 nt
Organism: Apis dorsata (giant honeybee)
Lineage: Eukaryota; Metazoa; Arthropoda; Insecta; Hymenoptera; Apidae
Product: ubiquitin-conjugating enzyme E2 J2-like
Exons: 4
Coding region: 665-1357 (230 amino acids)
Source: RefSeq, a predicted model, not a curated record
UAUUUUCAUCGACUAAAAGUUCUCAAACAAAUAUCAUACUUUUUUUAAUUAAUAAGAAAGAAAAGAGUGAAUAAUAAAAUAAGAAUUUGAAUCAUAAAAAAAAAUGAUUUAUCAAUUAAUUCGCCAAUAAUUAUUAAAUGCGUUAUAAUAGAACUUGGCAACACUGUUACGAAAUGAAAUAAUUCAGUGCAUUUCAUAGUCAUAUGUUUUCUGUCAUGAAAGAGUUGCUGUCAAAUUUAGUGUCAUUCGUGAAUAUUCUGUAAGUGGGAAGAUAAAGAUUGUCAAGAACACUUCUUCAAUACACGAUAUUCUUCGUAUAUAUCUGCAUCUGCGUUACCAAGAAUAAAGGCAACGUAACCUAUCUUUUAACUCGCAUUCAAAUUCUCUUUUUAUUAAUUUACCACAAACGAUAAUACUUUAAACGUCAUAUCCUAAGAGUAAAACACAUUUUACAACUUGGAAAAUCAACGUUUCAAGUUGUCACGUGAAACACGCAAUUUUUAUAUGGUAUUUCAGUAUAAAAUAAACAAAAGUAUUACACUUUCCCAGAAUCAAUAUAAAAGAUUUUAUAAAAAAUUGUUGUAUAAAAAAUACAUUUUAAAAUAUAACAAAGGAUUAAUAAAUAAAGAAUUACAAAGUAUUUACAAAGUAUUUCUAAUAUAAUAUGAAUAGGAUAACUAAUAGUGCAACAGCAAGACUGAAACAAGAUUAUUUGCGUCUUAAAAAAGACCCUAUACCAUAUGUUGUUGCAGAACCAGUUCCUUCUAAUAUAUUAGAAUGGCAUUAUGUAGUAAAAGGCCCAGAGAAAACUCCCUAUGAAGGAGGAUUUUAUCAUGGGAAACUUAUAUUUCCAGUAGAAUUUCCAUUUCAGCCUCCUAGCAUUUAUAUGACUACUCCUAAUGGCAGAUUUAAAGUCAAUACAAGAUUAUGUUUAUCUAUUUCUGAUUUUCAUCCUGAUACAUGGAAUCCAGCAUGGAGUGUGUCUACUAUUCUUACAGGAUUACUUAGUUUCAUGAUUGAAAAUAGUCCUACCAUGGGUAGUAUCAACACAUCAGAUUAUGAGAAGAAACAAUUUGCUGCACAGAGUUUGGAAUAUAAUUUAAAGGACAAGUUGUUUUGUGAACUUUUUCCAGAAACUGUUGAGACAAUAAAGGCAGAAUUAGAACAUAGAAAAGAAUUAGAAAAACAGGCAAGGCAUCAAUCCACAGCUUCAGAAGUUUCUUCGCUAUUACGUGACCAAUUGCAAAGGGAUCAAAGUCCAUUGUAUAAUGUGCUCACCAAUCUUGUUGUCAUCAUAGGAUUCGCGGCCUUUGCUUUUACAGUAAAAUACGUAUUGUGGAGCGUUGCCACAGAAUAAGUAAAAAAAAAAUGAAUGUAUAGGAUUUGUUCUUUGUUUUUUAUGUAUAGGGAGAAAAGUGGAAAAAAGUUGUGAUAAUGAUGCGUGCAGAUCUUGAAAAAAAGUAUUAAAAAUUCAAUUGGGACUUUGUCCAUAAUUGUCGAAUUAACGCGAAGAAUCUAUUUAAUCUUCUGGUUUUUAAAUACGCUGAUAUAUUAUGGGCGUUUGAUAGACUUUUAUAUCAAAGUUACUUGUAAAAAACAAGUUGUAUUAUAUUUGCAAAUUUUAAACAUGAUAAUCGUGAAACAAUGGUAAUAAUUCCUUGAAGAAUUCUACAUAAGAGCGUUUAUCAU